CUGCAUGUGAUUGAAGGUCAUCCCGCCUACCCGCCUUCCCAGAGUUCCUUGCUCCAUGUCCUCACAUGUGGAUCCACCAUUUUAGAUGCCCUAGAGCCUGGACCGCACUAAAUGGAGUUUAAUGAAGCGAUUUGUUUCAUCGAAUUGUCGGCGAUAUUCAGAUUCGUUACUUAUCAAAUUUUUCCUGAAAUUCACAACAAAUUCGGAUUUGUCAGACUCGAUUUGCCCAUCCCUAAUUAUAACAAAUCAUUCAUUCACAUUAGGAAAGGCUCAUAAUUGCAAUAGAUGGCGUCAUAAUAGGUUCAGUAUUGAAGUGCUACCUACUUAGCUGUAGUACUAAUAGUUAAUAAUCAUGUUCUCAAUAACAGUUGUGUGUUGUGCUGUUCUUACAAAAUACAGUUGGAUAAACAAACAAAGGUAUGUUUAAGAUCUGCUGCAUUAAGGAAGUCAGUGCGUCACAAGUUACCACUCAGACUUAUUUUCAGUUAGUAUGACAUUCCUUUCUGAAGAAACAUAAUAUUACCGCCUGAUGCAUAAUUAAGAAGGCCAAAGCAAUAUAAAAUGAAGAAAGACAUCCACUGUCUACUAUACUUGGAUUUUUUUAGAGCUAAAAACAAAGAUGUUGUUUCAUGGAUCCCUGCUGCUCACAGUAGUGAUUGGUCUAGUGUCUUGCUUUCCAAAUCCAUUUGGUUUUGCAAAACCUCAACUAGUCCCAGAUCUUCCAAACCCUUUGCUUCCCAAGGUAGAUACAGAGAUACCAAAUGUAUCAGGAGGAAUACUGGAUUACAUUGGACUUACAGGAUUGCUUCGAUUUCUUGGACUGUUAAAAACACCUGUCAUUAAUGCAGGGGACAGCCUUCCUCUACUUGGAGGGAGUGGUGUAUUGGGAUACAAGCAGAGUUUACCAAACUUAGAUAUUCCAGGUGCACCUGCUGUGGGAGGCUCGUCUACUGAUCUGCAAGACCUAAAUCGUCGGAUUAGCAGACUGGAAAGGGUUCUUAAACUUGAAGGAAGAAUCCAAAUGGUAGGCAAUAAAAUGAUUGCCACCAGUGGAAACGAAGCAGACUUUGCAACAUCCAACUCCACAUGUAAUGAUGUUGGAGGACGGAUUGUUACUCCCACAAAUGAAGUGGAGAAUGCUGCUGUCUUGACAUUUGUGAAGAAAUAUAACAGAUAUGCAUACCUGGGAAUGAGAGGAUCUUCAGUACCUGGCAUCUUCAACUAUCUCAAUGGAAUCCCUGCAGUUUACACGCACUGGAGAAAAGGUGAACCAAGUGGAAAAGCAACUGAGGGCUGCAUUGAAAUGUAUACAGAUGGACAGUGGAAUGAUAAAACUUGUAACCAAAAUCGUCUUACUAUCUGCGAGUUUUAAAUCUACAUUAUGCCCUCAUGUAUAUCAUAGAUCAAAUGAUAAAUAGCAGCUAAUAAGUUUCUGCAUGUAUUUAAAAUACAGUAGGAUAAACAAAGUUGUUAUUUUACAAUAAAACUUGCUGCAUCUAUUAAAUGUGACAACACCAUUGCUGUGAUUCAUAAAUAAAGCUCAAAGCAUAUUA
Molecule: messenger RNA, 1553 nt
Organism: Hyla sarda
Lineage: Eukaryota; Metazoa; Chordata; Amphibia; Anura; Hylidae
Product: pulmonary surfactant-associated protein A-like
Exons: 6
Coding region: 620-1372 (250 amino acids)
Cellular component (GO): external side of plasma membrane
Molecular function (GO): carbohydrate binding
Source: RefSeq, a predicted model, not a curated record